AUGGGCAACGCGCAGACUGCCGCUGAUAGGCCCGAAGAUCGUAGCCUCAAGUUGAGGCAGCCGCAGGAGGCUGGCUUCUUCGAGACUUAUGAGAUCGGGGACCUGCUCGGAAGCGGCUCCUUUGGCCAGGUUAGGAAGUGCUGGUUGCUGCAUGACGCGACAGUGAAGCAUGCGGUGAAGGCUAUCGACACGAAGAGCGAGGUCUUCGAAGUUGCAGGAGCCUGGCUGUCUGCACGGAAGGAGGCGAGCGUGCUUCAGUCCGUGUCGCACCCGCACAUCGUCAAGCUGAUAGAAGUCUUCGAGAAGGAGCGAUGGCUCUUUCUUGUGAUGGAGCACAUCAGCGGCGGCCAGCUGUUCCAGGCCCUUGCGAAUCCGCGAACGGCCAUCACUGAGGGCUGCGUCGCUCUGGUUGGAAGCCAACUCCUCCAGGCGUUGCAGCACCUGCACUUGCGACGCAUCAUCCACCGGGACGUCAAGGCGGAGAACAUACUCCUUGGGGAGGACCCCGCUAAGACGAGGCGGUGGCAUAUCAAGCUCAUCGACUUCGGCUUGGCGCUCCGCAUGGAACACUCCUCCAGUUUUAUGUUCCGAAUGUGUCAGCAGGAGCCUCCACUGGAGCACCUCGUGUGCGGGACGGCCUACUACUGCGCUCCCGAGGUGUGGUUCCACGACUACUCCCCAAGCGUCGACGUGUGGGCGGCUGGGGUUGUCCUGUACCUGGCCAUGUUUGGACAGUUUCCUUUCCACGAUCGAAACCCGACCCAGUUGGAGGUCCUGAUCUGUGAGGAGGACCGAGAGCCUAGCUACAGGCCAAUUUGCUCGCAGGAUCAUCCCAGCUAUCAGGCCUCCGCCGUGGCCACUGCGGCUUUGAAGCAGCUGCUCACCAAGGCGAGGGAAGAUAGGCCCGAUGCCUGCACAGCCUUGCACCUCGAGUGGUUCAAAACGGCCCACGACAGGAGCCUGGACAACGGGCAGCUCAGGCGGAACGGCCGCGAGGGCCCCGUUUGCAUCGCGGGUGUUCGUCUCCUUGGCUCCUGGGACCAGGUCAUCCCUCCAACACUUCGUGCCAAGGCAGGGCGCGCGGCAAUGCCUCCGGCGAUCGAGGCGGCGCAAGAGGAGAAAAGAACACAAGCGCUCGAAGCGAUGAAGAUGCGAAGCACUGCCUCUGCCUUGGGCAAGGCGGGCUCGCACCGGAGAUUUCCACGGCUCUCCGGGCGAGAGACGCGAACUCCGAUGUUCGAGCCGCUGGAGGUCUCUGGAGAGCAUGGGUUCCUUGAGCAAAGAGGCUUCGGCAUGCCAGUGCUGCACGACAUCGUCUCUUCCGCAACCUUCAGCGAUUCCGAGGGCGAGGACUUUGUCCGCCCUCGCCUGGCGUUACUCUGCAGCUGUGAGCCCACGGAGCACCGGUGA
Molecule: messenger RNA, 1410 nt
Organism: Symbiodinium natans
Lineage: Eukaryota; Dinophyceae; Suessiales; Symbiodiniaceae
Source: the annotation of a GenBank genome assembly